AUGGCUAAACUGGGUUCGUUUUUUCGUCGCUUUUUUAACUCGUUUUCAUCUGAUGAACACCAUCAAACGAUGACUUCAAUUGAACCACAAUGCAACAUUGUUCUCAUCCCUCCACCAUCAUCGUCAUCGCCGACAAGUUUCACUACACAUAAGACAACAACAAUCACUACUCGUUCAUGUACAGUAUCACCACAAUCAUCUCCACAGAUCACGAUAAAACAAACAAUCAUGAACGUCGAAAGAGUUACUACAACAACGAAUUCCAACUAUCUUUCUUCCGAAAUUAAUAAAACUAAUGUUCGACGUUUAAGUGCACCUCUUCUCAUUCAAUCAUCAACAAAUCAACAUCAAUCACAAUUUCCCUCGACAAUUGUUAACGAACUCACGGAACAAGCACUGAUAUCUUCAUUGCAUCGUCUUUCGAUUUCAUCUGUACCGACAAAUGUUCUCAAUCGCAAAACUAGCCAGUCCAGUUUAAACAACACUCCUCUCGCUAGCGCAUCCACAAAUGUUUCAUCACGACCCGACGUUCGGUCAUCGUCUUUCAAUUUAACUCCAUCAUCGAGCUCGAUGAGUAAUAAUCUUGUAGGAAACAAUCAUUCGCCAUCAUCCGGUAGGUCAAUCAUUGUUUGUUUUAUUUUAUUUAAAAAUUCCCAUGUUCAAACUGGUACUCAGUCUUUUAUACUCUAUUGCAUUCAAUCGAAUAGCUCACCAACACACAGUAGUGCUAUGAAAGAUACUUCACCAACCGGCGAGCCCAUCGUUUAUAAUCAUUCAGAUCGAAAAAUGUCAUUACCCGCAAGAGGACGACGUCCAUCUAUGUUUGAUCCUAUCGAUCCAAAAGAAUUGCAACAGGCUUUGUAUGCAUCAGCAGCUGUAAAUGCAUCAGUUCCAUCGAUAUCCGACGAGGAAAUUCAUCCCAAUCGAGCAAUAUCUCAUAUAAAACUUAUUUAUGAUCGUGAUGGUGAACAUAUCUUUAUCGAUAGUUUAUCGUUUGAAAACAUGCAACUGCUCGAUUCAUUUAUGAGUUCGACUACAAACAUCAAUUCGUCUGCAGGAGUUAGUAGCAAUACCAAUGGAAAUAAUAAUGAUUUUAUUUCCUUCUACUGUCGCUUUCGCCUAUGUCCUGAACGGCGCAGUUUAUUUCAAACAGACAUUAUUCGUCAUCCACGUUCGCAAUCAUUCCAUAUCUUUGAUUUGAAGGAAUUACACGAUAUGAAUUUAUCACCUGAUCAACUGUCCAAUCAUUCAAUCGAAAUGAUUUUGUAUAAAGUUGGCACAACUAAACCAGCAUAUAAAGAUAUUCGUAUUGCUUCUGUUAAGUAUGACCUCGAAGGUUUAGUUGAAAGUGAUGAAAUCUCCAUGCGGAAACCACUUGAAGAAUGUGAUCCAGCAUUGAUGAUACAGGAUCCAGAUUUAGGCAAUUUAUUAGUUUCAUUAUCUUACUUACAAAGUGCUGCUAAAUUAGCUGUUGUCGUACUUGAAGCAAGAAGUCUACGACCACUUUCAAUUGAAAGUAAACCAUUUCCAGAGGCGUGUGUAAAAGUCACAUUGUACGAUCGAAAUGGUAAGAAACUUAAACGAAAGAAAACGAGUGUACAAAAAGCCUCUGAUUGUCCAACAUUUAAUGAAGAACUUGUUUUUGAAUUACGUCGCGAUAUUGCCCAAGAAGUCAUGAUUGAAUUACGUGUUGUACACGAAUCCCUAUCCUAUAAAGAACAACUUGGAUCAGUUACAUUCGGUCCAGCUAUUGUUAACAUUACUAAAGGAUAUAUGACACAAGAAAAUGCAUAUUGGUCAAUGAUUUUGUCGGGUGAAUCUCUCAAUGCGCAAUGGCAAAUAUUAAAAAUGCCUGUACGAAUUGAAGAAUCCAAGUAA
Molecule: messenger RNA, 1878 nt
Organism: Adineta ricciae
Lineage: Eukaryota; Metazoa; Rotifera; Eurotatoria; Adinetida; Adinetidae
Source: the annotation of a GenBank genome assembly